AUGGCCGCUGCACUCCUCCCCCGACUCUCUUCUACGCCCUUGAUCUCGGCGAUCUCUUUCCGACAAUUCACCCAGAAGCUCUUCCCGACAUUGUCGAUUGCGAUCCCCGGUGUCUCGUUAAAUCUCCCCACCAUUGAUGAUAUCUGGGAAUCCGUGCUACGAGCUGUGCCCAAGAACAAGGUCUCUCACUCAAGGAAGCGACACAGGCAAAUGGCGGGCAAGGCGCUCAAGGACCAAAACGGCCUGUGCAACUGUCCUGGAUGUGGCCAGCCCAAGCGUACACACCGGUUAUGCCAACAUUGUCUUGAAGCCCACAUCACCGACAUCUUCUCUAUUGCGACCACGCCCAAAGCUGUGAUAUCAGGCAGCGGCUCUUCCACACUACACAUUCAUGACACCACUGAUCCUUCAUUCCCGCUCAAGCAAUCCAUUUCAGAUGCUCACAAGCUCGGAUGCCACCACGUGUGCGCUUCACGGAACGGCAAUGUUGCAGCUAGUGCCGGCUUCGGAGGCGAAGUGAAGACUUGGAAGGUCGACAAUGACACUGGUGAAUGGAGUCUUAGUGGUGAGAUUGCAGGGGCUUCGACGAAGCCUGGCGAGGCCUGGGCAUUGGCGCUGAGCGAAGACGGCUCCUACCUUGCUACCACAACCAAUGACGGACGAAUCAAUGUAUGGGAUAUCGUUGAUGAGAAGAAGCCCAAGAUCCGAGAGUACGAGACUGGAAGCGCUGGGUCAGGCAGCUUUGGCAUGUCUGUGGACUUGAGCCGAGAUGGCAAAUUCACUGCCAGCGGACAUCAGAACGGAUCUGUCUACAUCUUCAACAACGACACAGGACGAGUCUUGUAUUCACUCUCUGGUCUCGCGAAGCCUGUGCGAUCAGUUGCCUUUUCUCCAGGCAACACCCGACUUGCGGCAGCAGGAGAUGCUGGCAUCAUCGCUAUUUACGACAUGAAGCAUGGAGAGCAUAUUGGAAACCUGACCGGUCACUCUUCAUGGAUCACGUCCCUUGACUGGAGCGACACUGGAGAAUACCUUUUGAGUGGAUCUAUGGAUGGAAAGGUCAAGGUCUGGUCAAUUGAGCGCACUACAUGCGUUGCGACACACAGCGAGACGGACAAGGCUCUCUGGUCUGUGAAAUGGCUGCCAAAGACUGUCAGAAGUGAAAUGUUUUGCACCGCUGGUGCAAACAGAAGCCUCUCCUUCUACCGGGAGGCCACUGGAGGUUGA
Messenger RNA from Fusarium pseudograminearum CS3096, 1227 nucleotides. RefSeq lists its product as uncharacterized. The transcript is spliced from 3 exons. Gene Ontology annotation, biological process: translation. Gene Ontology annotation, molecular function: protein binding; structural constituent of ribosome. The record is from RefSeq and is a predicted model, not a curated record. Gene Ontology annotation, cellular component: Cdc73/Paf1 complex; large ribosomal subunit. The coding region runs from base 1 to 1227 and encodes 408 amino acids. NCBI's taxonomy places the organism in Eukaryota, Fungi, Ascomycota, Sordariomycetes, Hypocreales, Nectriaceae.